This is a messenger RNA of Vicia faba (fava bean), 639 nucleotides long. The record is from the annotation of a GenBank genome assembly. NCBI's taxonomy places the organism in Eukaryota, Viridiplantae, Streptophyta, Magnoliopsida, Fabales, Fabaceae.
AUGCCUUCUUAUAGUACCUCAGUUUUGGCUCACUUGUUUGGCAUCAUUUCCAUCAUCCUUUUGCUUGUUUGGUUGCUGCAUUAUCGCGAGGGGAUUGAAUAUGAUUCUGAUAAUCCACUUCGUGUUUUCAAUGUUCACCCUUUUCUGAUGUUCUUUGGGUUCAUUUUCCUUGUUGGUCAAGCAAUAAUGUCUUACCAUACAGUACCAGGCACACAUGAAACACAGAAGAUUGUUCACAUGAUACUUCAUUUCAUUGCCAUAAUUCUUGGAAUUGUUGGUAUAUGUGCGGUUUUCAAGUUCCAUGAUAUGGUGAACUUGGUUGAUGUUUACAGCCUCCAUUCAUGGAUCGGCAUUGGAACCUUUUGCUUGGUUGGCUUGCAGUGGCUUUUUGGACUCACGUUCAUGUUUCCUGGAUCAAGACAAUCAAGGGCUUCAUUGGCUCCAUGGCACAUAGCUGGUGGUAGAGCAUUACUCUACAUGGCAAUUUGUGCUGCACUAACAGGCUUGAUGGAGAAGACUGCUUUGUUGAAAUUACAGGCACACCAAAGAGAAUCUCAUUUGAUCAAUUUCCUUGGUCUAGCAAUUCUCUUGUUUGGUGUUUUUGUGGAUGUAACUGUUGGUUUGGCCCAUUUUGCUUGA